AUGUGGGAUCGGGGUAGUAUUUCGAAUGGAUACUCAUGGUAUGUGACGGUACGCCUCGUCCCUGGAGGGCCAGCAUGGGAGUCAUCCUCGAGCGGGGGCCUUCAAGUGGGAGAUGUUCUACAAACUGUAGAUGGGAAGAAUGUUUACAGGUGGCCUGUAGCUCAGCUCGCGCCCUUGCUCCUCGGCCCUGAGAGCUCCACCGUGCGGCUCGGAGUGCAGGUGGGAAUUGGGGCGGAGGAAGCGAAAGAGGUCGACAUCCUUGCUCCGAAAUCUCCCAGGCUGACAUCCAGCAGGUUCAACCCUCCUCCAGAACCUUACAGCUCGUCGAGGCCACCCAUCGUCGAUGCAAGGAGAGGCCUGGGGAGCAAGGAUGCUCUGCGGUCGGCUGGGAUGAACGGAAGCACCAAGAUGGGUGAAUUCACUGCCGCUUAA
Molecule: messenger RNA, 432 nt
Organism: Guillardia theta CCMP2712
Lineage: Eukaryota; Cryptophyceae; Pyrenomonadales; Geminigeraceae
Exons: 6
Coding region: 1-432 (143 amino acids)
Molecular function (GO): protein binding
Source: RefSeq, a predicted model, not a curated record